CAAUCUCCCAAGAAGAAGGAUGGCCAGUGCCUUCUCUCGGUUUCUAACUGGCCGAAGUGCCUCCCUGCUCUUGGCUACUGUUGGCACUGGUGCCUUAACUGGUAACUACCUGCUGAAUCAGCAGAGUGUGAGCGCUCAGGAAAGGACCCGGCUCUUUCCUGCAAGCGCUGACUAUCCUGACCUACGAAAGCAUAACAACUGCAUGGCUGAGUGUCUCACCCCAGCCAUCUAUGCUAGGCUCCGGGACAAGAUGACUCCCAAUGGCUACACCCUGGACCAGUGUAUCCAGACUGGUGUGGACAACCCCGGCCAUCCCUUUAUUAAAACUGUAGGCAUGGUAGCUGGUGAUGAGGAGUCUUACGAGGUCUUUGCAGAACUUUUUGAUCCUGUCAUUAAGCUAAGGCACAAUGGCUAUGACCCAACGGUGAUGAAGCACCACACUGACCUGGAUGCAUCCAAGAUCACCCAGGGGCAGUUUGAUGAGCGCUAUGUUCUGUCAUCCCGAGUCCGAACAGGACGUAGUAUCCGUGGACUUAGCCUGCCUCCAGCCUGCUCCAGGGCAGAGAGGAGAGAGGUGGAAAGUGUUGCUAUCACGGCCCUGGAAGGGCUCAAGGGAGACCUGGCUGGGAAAUAUUACAAGCUGACCGAAAUGACUGAGCAGGAACAGCAACAGCUCAUUGAUGAUCACUUUCUAUUCGAUAAGCCAGUAUCUCCAUUGCUAACAUGUGCAGGGAUGGCCCGAGACUGGCCAGAUGCCAGGGGAAUCUGGCACAAUUAUGACAAAACCUUCCUCAUCUGGAUUAAUGAGGAAGAUCACACCAGGGUAAUCUCUAUGGAAAAAGGAGGAAAUAUGAAGAGAGUAUUUGAGCGAUUCUGUCGUGGAUUAAAAGAGGUGGAAAGAUUAAUCAAAGGUCGAGGCUGGGAGUUCAUGUGGAAUGAACGCCUAGGAUAUGUUCUGACCUGUCCUUCCAAUCUCGGAACUGGAUUGAGAGCUGGUGUCCAUGUGAGAAUCCCGAAGCUCAGUAAGGAUCCGCGUUUUCCUAAGAUUCUGGAGAAUCUGAGACUACAGAAGCGAGGUACAGGCGGUGUGGACACUGCAGCAGUUGCUGAUGUAUAUGAUAUUUCUAACAUAGACCGCAUUGGUCGAUCAGAGGUUGAACUUGUCCAGAUCGUCAUUGAUGGAGUCAAUUACCUGGUGGACUGUGAAAAGAAGCUGGAGAGAGGCCAAGACAUCAAAGUGCCGCCUCCUCUGCCCCAGUUUAGCAGGAAGUGAUUUUUCUCUUUCCCUCUCUCCUUCCCUUACUCUGUCUGCUGGUAUGACAGAAAUAAAGCAUAAAUAAAUCUCUAGAUUGAGAGUUGCAGUAGCCAUAGCAAAUGUACAAAUGUAGGUCCUGUUUAGGGCUACAAUAAACUCUCCCUAAUUUCUCAUA
This is a messenger RNA of Gracilinanus agilis (Agile Gracile Mouse Opossum), 1430 nucleotides long. It is a transcript of the gene CKMT2, whose product is annotated as creatine kinase, mitochondrial 2. Gene Ontology annotation, molecular function: creatine kinase activity. Gene Ontology annotation, cellular component: mitochondrion. Lineage: Eukaryota; Metazoa; Chordata; Mammalia; Didelphimorphia; Didelphidae. The record is from RefSeq and is a predicted model, not a curated record. Gene Ontology annotation, biological process: phosphocreatine biosynthetic process. The transcript has 9 exons. Bases 20 to 1273 code for a protein of 417 amino acids.